Molecule: messenger RNA, 4070 nt
Organism: Enhydra lutris kenyoni (northern sea otter)
Lineage: Eukaryota; Metazoa; Chordata; Mammalia; Carnivora; Mustelidae
Product: leucine-rich repeat-containing protein 37B-like
Exons: 22
Coding region: 93-3476 (1127 amino acids)
Molecular function (GO): protein binding
Source: RefSeq, a predicted model, not a curated record
UCACGGGGCUGCCAUAACGGUUCGGCUCCGCUCCGGCGCGGCGCCUGCGCCCCACUGGCCUGGGUCGCUGCGCCCCAGAGCUUCCGCAUGUCAUGUCCCGGCUGCGCCUCUGGGCCCCACUGCUCCUCCUCACGUGGCAACCACUGUGGCUGCUGGUCCAGGCAGCUCAGCCUCCGGAGUGGGCCCUGGACCCUGCCCAGCUGACCGACUUCCUAGGGCCCACCGAGCCCUGGUCUUCGCACUCCUCUGAACUCCCGCCCGAAUCGCCCCAGGCACUUACACCCCCAGCAGAGCCGGGGGGCUUUAAAUACUUGGGGUCCUCUGCUCCAGUCCAGAUGUUGGCCCCGCCUAAGGAAUUGACUGAGACUUUGGUUCCGUUCCCGGACACGGAUUCAGUUGGCGAGCUGACCCCAGAGGCAGAUCAGGAUCUGAAUGACAAGCUAACCCAGCAUGAAAGGCUCCCGGAGGUGGCUCCAAGGCUAGGUUGGGAUCAGAAUCAGACCAUAGCUCUGCCUCUUGGACUCAAAAGUAAGAUUAAAGUUGUAGGUUUGGAUCAGGCUGAAGAUCACCAAUCAUUUGAAAUACUUGUUCCACCUCUGGAUGUUCAGAGUUCAAAGCCAACACAGUUUAUUGUUUCACCCCCAAACCUGGAGGAAGAUCUUGUUCAGCAUCGAAGGCUUGCCAAAGUCAUUGUUGGAACUCCAAACCAACUUGCAAAUAAAGAGCUCCUAGAACAGCUGCAGGAUGAUGAUUCAGAUUCCAGUAUGGAUAUCCUAUAUCCUGGGGAGAACCUACCAGUGGAUUUCCCGGGGCAACCAGAACAACCUCCAAAUCUCCCUGAGGAGGCUGAAAUUUCCCCACUCCUGCAGGAAACCCAAAAUCAUCUACAGUUCCCUGAGGAAGCUGAAUCUAUUUUGCCUCAGGUGGAGGCCCAGGCCCAACAUCCAGACACAACUGAAGAGGUUGAACCUUCUUCAGUCCGUCAGGAAGCUUCAGCUCAACCUACAGAGGCCCCUGAGGAAGUAGAACCUUCGACCCCUCAGGAGGCCCCAGCUCUGCCUCCAGAGUCCUCUACAGAUGUUGUAUCUCAGCCUCCACUACAUCAUGAGGUGACAUUCUCACCUUUAGGUCCCGGUAAAGCUCAGUAUCCACUGUUGCCCAAUAUCACAGUUAAACCUACAGAUCAGGAGGUUUCCAUAACUCCACCUUCAGAGCCCCCUAAUGAGGCAGAAUCUUCUUCAACCCAGCAGGAGGCCCCAGCUCAGCCUCCUGAGAAGGUAGAACCAUCUCCACAUUCUACAGCCCUGCAGCAGACUCUAACUCUUCCAGAGGACCCCGUGGUGACAAUUCCACAUCCAGAGCAUGUUCAGGCUCAGCAACCAAAUUUGACUGAAGUCACUGUUCAACCUUUAGACCUGGAGCUUACUGUAACUCCAGAACCCACUACAGAGACGGAAACUUCUCCAACCACGCAAGAGACCCCAACUCAGCCUCCAGAGCUACCUAAGGAGGACUUGGGGCUUACCAUUACUCCAGAACCUAUUACAGAGGCUGAACAUUCUACAACCAUGAAGAAGACUACACCUUCUCCAAAGGACCUUGAGGUGACACCUGCACAUCCAGAACAGGUUCAGAGUCAACAUCCAAACCUGACUGAAGUCACAGUUCCACCAUUGGACCUGGAAAUUACUGCACGCACAGCUUUAACUGAGCCACCAGAAGAGAAUGCUACCAUGAACAUCAACAUAUGUGAGCUCUGUACCUGCAAAGAUGAGACGCUGUCAUGUACUGGUUUCAGCCCAAAGCAGAGGCUCCGCAGAGUGCCUGUGCCAGAGCCCAACACCUACAAUGGCACCUUCACCAUCUUAAAUUUCCAAGGAAAUUCUAUUUCUUACAUUGAUGAAAAUAUAUGGAAGGCAUAUCGAUGGGCUGAGAAACUAAUUCUCAGUGAAAAUUCUUUGACCGAAUUACAUAAGGACUCUUUUGAAGGCCUGCUAUCCCUCCAGUAUUUAGAUUUAUCCUGCAAUAAAAUACAAUCUAUUGAAAGACGUACAUUUGAACCACUACCCUUUUUGCAGUUUAUAAAUCUUGGUUGCAAUUUGCUCACAGAACUGAGCUUUGGAACAUUUCAGGCCUGGCAUGGAAUGCAGUUUUUACACAAGUUAAUUCUCAAUCGUAAUCCUCUGACAACUGUUGAAGAUUCAUAUCUUUUUAAAUUGCCAGCAUUAAAAUAUUUAGACAUGGGAACGACACAGGUGACCCUUACAACAAUUGAGAGCAUCCUCAUGAUGACCCUUGAAUUGGAAAAACUGAUUUUGCCUAGCCGUAUGGCCUGCUGUCUCUGUCAAUUCAAAAAUAAUAUUGAGGUUGUCUGCAAGACAGUCAAGCUGCAUUGUGACAGUGAAUGUAUGACAAAUGCCACACAUUGUGAUGAAGAAGUAUCUAUAAGGAAUACAGAAGGCUCAUUCAUGAAGGUAUUGAAAGCCCGGAAGAAGAGCACCAGUACUGAGCUGACUAUUGAGCCAGAGAAGGCAUCCUCAGACAAAAAUAGUGUCAGUCUACACUCAGCCACAGGGGAUCUAUUUGAAAUUCAGCUAAACCAGCAACUACGGUCCCUUAUCCCCAAUAAUGAUGUGAGAAGGCUCAUUUCUCAUGUUAUCCGGACUUUGAAAAUGGACUGCUCCGAGACCCACGUGCAACUAGCCUGUGCCAAGCUCAUCUCCAGAACAGGCCUCCUGAUGAAGCUUCUCAGUGAGCAACAAGAAGUAAAGGUGUCCAAAGCAGAGUGGGAUACGGACCAAUGGAAGACUGAGAACUAUAUCAAUGAGAGCACAGAAGUCCAGAGUGAACAGAAAGGGCAGGAGUCCAGUGAGCUCACAAAAGAAGUUCCAGGUUAUGGCUAUAACAACAAACUCAUCUUGGCAAUAUCUGUGACUGUAGUAGUGAUGAUUUUGAUUAUAGUUUUCUGUCUCAUUGAGAUUUAUUCUCAUAGAACAGCAUCAGAGGAAGGUAAAGAAGGAAACUCAAGGGGCUUCUUUCGGUCUCUGCUGCGGAAGAGAUGCUCAUCCGAAAAUGAGAAUCAGGUAAAUCUGAGCAGGAUAAAGCCCGUGGCUGCAGAGAGCAUGGGAAACGCAGAAUUAACAUCAUCCUUUCUGUUUUCUAGGAGGGCUUUUUCUGGAGAAGGCGGCCACUUUGGCUUCGGGACAUGUACAGACCUCUCAAUGCCACACGCAAGAAAAACAUGGCACAGAAGUUACACGACAAGGAUUCUUCUGAUGAGGAUGAGAUUUUCAACAAGGAACCAGGAGAGAAAAGUGAAGCCCCAGCAGAGAAGGCUCAGGCCACAGAUUCGACUGCUGAAGAGCUGGGUGAGGAGAGCGAGACCGCCGCAGAGACCGUCACGGAGUGAGCCCAUCCUGCCUCAGGCCACCUACAGAGUUUAUUUUCUGAUAUUGGCUUCUCAGCGUUGCUUGUAAAAUACUUAUUUUUCUCAUAUUAAAAUGUAUAAGUUCAUAACCAAUUCUAGCCACGUGGUAAGGAAUUAAAAUGGAACCAGUUAAACAUGUAUUAUUGAGACAACAGGGGCCACGGGCACAAGGAGCAGGACUGAAGCUAGAAUCCCUCGUGGGCGCCAGCGUCCUGCCUGAGGAGCAGCGCGGGCAAAGGAGGAUGAGUAGGGGUGUCUCUCCCUCAUUUCCCUGAUCAAAUUAGUCUCUGGAAACCGGAAAACAUAUCUUCAGGGGGUGUAGACUGGGUAAUUAAAUCAAUGAGCAGUUUAUUCUGGUGCUCUCUUUGCUGGCUCACCAAGUCUCAGUAAUUCACAACACACUUGACCUCUUGCCCAGAGAAGAUCAUCUAUUUCUGGCACCUCCCGUAAGGGCUUUGGCAUUGCCGGAAUAUUUGAAUCACUGAGCCUAGCUCCACGGCAGGCCUAAACCCUAACUUCCUUCCCAAGUGCGCAAUCUCGUGCACAAAAUGUGUGCCCUGUCUUGGCAAGUAGAGGGUUCUUCACCCUUUGAAGGGAGUAGAUAAUUCACAUUGGGGGUUUUUUGGUUUGUUCUCUUAAAAAA